Messenger RNA from Notolabrus celidotus (New Zealand spotty), 8515 nucleotides. It is a transcript of the gene grik4, whose product is annotated as glutamate receptor, ionotropic, kainate 4. Gene Ontology annotation, cellular component: presynaptic membrane; postsynaptic membrane; kainate selective glutamate receptor complex. NCBI's taxonomy places the organism in Eukaryota, Metazoa, Chordata, Actinopteri, Labriformes, Labridae. Gene Ontology annotation, biological process: modulation of chemical synaptic transmission; synaptic transmission, glutamatergic. Gene Ontology annotation, molecular function: kainate selective glutamate receptor activity; transmitter-gated monoatomic ion channel activity involved in regulation of postsynaptic membrane potential. The record is from RefSeq and is a predicted model, not a curated record.
GUCAUCCUACAUGUUAUGGACUGUUGCCCUGAGCUUGAUAUGUUUCUCCUUUUAAUUUGGCAAAAACCUUCUACUAUAUGGGAGUCUGUGGGCAGCAGUGUAGAGCCCAAACUGUGUGCUCGCCUUUGCUUAGAACACACACUUGUGCAAGAGCCGGGGGUCCAUACUAUACGUGUAUGUGAGAUGAGGAGAAGCUAAGCUGCUACAACAACCAGCCAAAUCAGACAGCCUCUUGUGCUGCAAGAUGGAUUAGAGCCCCACACCUCAGGAGAUCAAAGGUGGCUGUGACAGGGGCACCCCCGGGGCAGGACCCAUGAGGAGUCAUAGAAGAUGCUCACAGCCUGGGCGCUUCUGCUCUUCUUAGCCAUGUGGGUGAGAAGCAGCUCUGGUGGCCCGCUCUCCUUCAGAAUAGCUGCCAUCCUUGAUGACCCGAUGGAGUGCAGCAGAGGGGAGCGUUUGGCCAUCACGCUGGCCAAAGACAGCAUCAACAGGAACAGUAAUCGCUCCACCACUGGAAAGCUGGAGGUGGACAUCUUUGAACUGCUGAGAGACAGUGAAUAUGAGAUGGGGGAAACAAUGUGCCAGAUCAUGUCUAAAGGGGUGGUGGCAGUUCUCGGUCCCUCUGCCAGUCCAGCUUCCAACUCCAUCAUCAGCAAUAUCUGUGGAGAGAAGGAGGUGCCCUAUGUCAAGGUGGCUCCAGAAGACAUCCUGAAGGUUCAGUUCCCGCGAUUCACAACGCUGGACCUGCGACCAACUAACACAGACAUCAGCCUGGCCGUAGCCGGGCUACUCACCUUCUUUAACGGCACCACUGCCUGCCUCAUCUGUGCACAGGCUGACUGCUUAUUGAACCUGGAGCAGCUCCUCAGGCAGUUCCUCAUCUCAAAGGAGACUCUGUCAGUGCGCAUGCUUGAUGACAGUCAGGACCCAACCCCGCUCCUGAAGGAAAUCCGAGAUGACAAGACUGCCACCAUCAUAGUCGAUGCCAAUGCCACGAUGUCACAUAUUAUUCUGGAACGGGCAUCAGAGCUAGGAAUGCUGUCAGUCUACUACACUUACAUCUUCACCUCUCUGGAAUUUUCUUUACUCCGACUGGACGAUGUGGCAGACCAACGAGUCAAUAUAGUCGGUUUCUCAGUCUUCAACAAAACUCAUCCCUUCUUCCAGGAUUUUGUGCUAAGCCUCAACCGCUCCUGGCAAGAGAACUGUGACCAUGCACCCUUCGCUGGCACCCCGCUCUCCUCAGCUCUGCUCUUUGAUGCGGUAUAUUCAGUGGUGGCAGCCGUCCAGGAGUUGAACCGUAGCCAGAAUGUUGGUGCCACUCAGCUCUCGUGCAAGACCGCCAAGAUCUGGGAGCACGGCACCAGCCUCAUGAACUACCUGAGGAUGGUAGAAUUGGAGGGUCUAACAGGCCACAUUGAAUUCAACAGCAAAGGCCAGCGGUCUAACUACGCCCUAAGGAUCAUGCAGAACAGCAAGGAAGGCCUAAGGCAGAUUGGCCUGUGGCACUCUGAAGAUGGACUGUCCAUGGAGAGAAAGCUUCCAUCAAUCAAUGUGACAGACACCCUCUUCAACACCACUCUUACCAUCACGACAAUAUUAGAGAAUCCCUAUGUGAUGCUGCGGCAGAACCACCAAGAACUGGAGGGAAAUGACCGCUACGAAGGCUUCUGUGUGGACAUGCUAAAGGAGCUGGCUGAUAUUCUCAAGUUCAAGUAUCGCAUCCGGCUGGUGGGGGACGGAGUGUACGGCGUUCCUGGUGCCAACGGAACCUGGACUGGCAUGGUUGGGGAGCUCAUCUCGAGGAAAGCUGACCUAGCAGUAGCAGGCCUCACCAUCACAGCAGAGCGGGAAAAGGUCAUCGACUUCUCCAAGCCCUUCAUGACCCUAGGCAUCAGCAUCAUGUACCGCGUCCACCUGGGACGAAGACCAGGCUACUUCUCCUUCCUGGAUCCCUUCUCUCCGGGUGUCUGGCUCUUCAUGCUUCUAGCCUACUUAGCCGUCAGCUGUGUCCUCUUUCUGGUGGCCAGAUUGACUCCCUACGAGUGGUACAACCCCCACCCCUGUCUAAAGGGUCGAUGUAACCUGCUGAUCAACCAGUACUCGCUGGGGAACAGUUUCUGGUUUCCUGUUGGAGGCUUCAUGCAGCAAGGAUCCACCAUUGCUCCACGAGCCCUGUCCACAAGAUGUGUCAGCGGAGUAUGCAAAAACUUAUCCCUUUCAUCCAAACUGAACAUUGUCACCUUCAUCUGUACUCACCGCUACGUUCAUCCAUCCACCCUGUCAUCCUCUGAAAAUCCUGCAGUGUCUUCUUUUCUCAGGUGGGCCUUCACAUUAAUCAUCAUCUCUUCCUACACCGCCAACCUGGCUGCAUUCCUCACAGUGCAGAGGAUGGAGGUGCCAAUAGAGUCCGUAGAUGACCUGGCAGACCAGACGGCGAUAGAGUACGGCACCAUGCACGGAGGAUCCACGAUGACCUUCUUUCAGAACUCUCGCUACCAGACCUACCAGCGAAUGUGGAAUUUCAUGCACUCUAAACAGCCCAGUGUGUUUGUGAAGAGCACUGAGGAAGGAAUCGCCCGUGUCCUCAACUCCAACUAUGCCUACCUGUUAGAGAGCACCAUGAACGAGUACUACCGCCAAAGGAACUGUAACCUGACACAGAUCGGAGGACUGCUGGACACAAAGGGCUACGGCAUCGGCAUGCCACUUGGGUCAGUGUACCGUGAUGAAUUUGAUCUAGCCAUCCUCAAAAUGCAGGAGGACAAUCGUUUGGAGAUCCUCAAGAGAAAGUGGUGGGAUGGUGGCAAGUGUCCAAAAGAGGACCACCGUGCCAAAGGUCUGGGCAUGGAGAACAUCGGGGGUAUCUUCGUGGUGCUGGUGUGCGGCCUGCUGGUGGCCAUCUUCAUGGCAGUGCUGGAGGUUGUCUGGAUGUUAAGGCAGGCACCAGGAAAUGAGCAGUCAGUGUGUGAGGAGAUGCUGCGGGAGCUCCAUGGGAUCGUCUUGUGUCGAGACAGCCUGCAGGUGAGGCGUCGGCGGUCUGCUUCGAUGAUGCGGCCACGGCCUCUGCCCCUGGAGGAGCGUCGAGCACGAGCUGCCGCUGUCAGCCUCAGCAACGGGAAGCUGUGCGGAGGCACUGGACUGCCUGAACCUCUCUCACACAGACUUGCGCAGGAGGCCGCCCUGGUUGCCAGGGGGUGCAGCCACAUCCGCAUUUGCCCUGAGUGCCGGCGCUUCCAGGGACUCAGGAUGCGUCCUGGAGCGGCCACAGGGCCACUUCCUUCUCCCACGCACAGUGAGGAGAGCAUAGAGUGGGAUAAGACCACAAAUAGCAGUGAACCUGAAUAACGCCAAGUGAUUCCAACAGGACGGACUUUUCCCAGCAGCCACCUCUCUGCUUCCCAGGGAUCAGAGAUCACAUGGUGUUUUGAUUCAGCUGUUCAGAGCUUUAUCUUAAAGGGCAGGACGUUGCUAUGAACUUUGUUUGGCCCUAGAGGCACGGCAAGCUGGCAGUUUUGGAAUCUCCUUGGGUGAAUUUUUACCUUGGACAGAGGAAAAACUGAUGAGUCUGUCUGGUUGUGGUUUGUCCCUGUUGGCCCUUUGUACCGUGUAAAACAGGACGGACAAAAACAGCUAUGGGGCAUUUGUACUAUGCAGUAUUUUCAGUCAUUUAUCAUUGUGCUCUUUCUUUUUUUCUUUUUAAAUUAUUUCUGUCCUCUGUUGGAUUAUCAGUACUGAAUAUUGUUAUUCUAUUGUUCUUAAGAAGAAAACUUUAAACAAGUUCCUUUUUUUAUCUGACUAUUUACUGUAUGAACGUAUAUUGCCUCUGAAGAGCUGCAAAGACAAACAGACUAAUGCAAGGUCAUCCUUCAGAUCCUUUUAUUUUGAAAGUGCCAAAAAAAACCACGAGUGUUAACUUGUGGCUGAAGAAAGCACCACAGCCUUGAGAAGACAACAAACUGAUCCAAGAAAACAAACAAACAGAGACAUUCAGACAAACGGACUCUUUUUAUAGUAGUGAUAUUCUAUUAAAAAAUGUUUUAACUGUUGGUAUCUCUGAAAGACAGCGAUGCAUGUCCAGACGUGUAGGCAGGAGCUCACUGAAUGAUCGAUUGCUGAUGGCUGAAUCGCUGAGAGUAUGAUUUCCUGUUUUGAAUACCUGCUUCAAAUGCUGAUGGUUACACACAACGCACAUACACAACUACAGCCAUUUACUUCCCCCUUCCAUCCAUCUGACAUCCUAAUCACCAUGACACGUUUAUUGUCUCAUCACAGCUCCUCUUUAUGAUCUCUCAUUUGAAAAUAUAUUCGCUGCCGAGCACACACUCUGGGUUUUAAGUUAGAAGUGAUUUCCUCCGUCUCAUAUAUUUAAGAAUGAUUUAGGCUUCGUGAGGAUAACCAAGUGUGGGAAUGAAACCCAGCAUAUAUCAGAAUCAACCGAAAAAAAAUGCUCCCUUGUAGAGUGAAAGGGUUUUUAUAUCAGCGGUGGACUUGAGUUCGGUUAACUGUCAAAGCAGUUAAACUUUUAUUGAAAACGACGUUUUACACACUGCUUUGGAGGAGAAUUUCAUUUCAGAUCAGCUGAAGAGCUCCUUGACAUUUUUGAGCUCUUAUUUUUGAAAAAGGCCAUAUAAAUCUUACAGGGUUUUUUUUAGGUCAGAGACUGAUUUUCUGACUUGUAGACCCAAUCUAAUGUUUUGGAAAGCUGUUAAAUGAAGUGCACACCCCAGAAAUUUUAAUUUUAGCAAUUUUCCGCCUCUGAAAUCAGUUCUCAGUCUUUAUUUGCUUUAUAUAAACCAUACUUAUGUAAGACAACUAACCAAUAGUGACAGGAUUCUUAGUUUACCUUCUGCAAAGACUGUGACUUCAUGUUUUCCCAUCAUGAACCGACCUGCUUGAAGGUGUUACUGUGUGAUAGCCUGACUGUUGCACAGAGGGAAUCAGCGGUCAUCCUCAUGUCUACACUGCUCCUUUCUUAUCUCUGAUCUGUCCAUCAUUUUAAAAAUGCCCAUCAGGUUCUGUCAAUCAUCAUUCCUCAAAACUAGGCCACCAAACUCUGCACAGCUUGAAGGUACUGCUGCAGUUUCUCUUGUAGUUUUUAUAAGCCAUGUUCACUUUCUAUCUGUCAAUUUUCACCUGCAGGUUCUCUGCAUAGUCUCUUUAAAGUAGCAACCUCCAUCUUUCUCUUUGUUUCAUGUCUUUCUCUUUCACUUUUAUCGUCAGUCAAACCUCAUUCUUCACAUGUCACAAAAUCAAAACGGCUCACCCUACCUACACACAAAUCAAAACCUCCUUUCCAAUCCAAACUUGCCCCCAGCAUCCACCCACGAACAAAACAAGGCAGAAGCAUUUCUUUUUGAUACGUAAAGCUGCCAGCCUACAUCAUUCUUAGGUCCUCAAUGGUCUGACAACUCUCCCAUUUUUCAUACAUAGUUCUUUACGAAAAAAUCAAAAGCAAGACCAAACAAGUGACAUUACCAACAAAGAAUCAAGGUGGCAUAUCUAUAGAACUAAGAUAGUAGAUUGACACAUAAAUAGCAAAAAACUAUUAAGAAUAAAAUUGUCAAACAAGAGCGUUUGCCUUAGGAUAAAAAUUGCCAAAAGGGGCCUCAAAUACUUGAGAAAAUAAGUCUAAAUUUUGCCUCAGCGGUGUUGCCAUUUCUAACAUGGGAAUAUAUUAAAUAUCCCUCUGAUAUAAAAAAUAUAUUCCUCUACAAAGUAUUAUCUUAAUUAGUACCCUGCAUUGUAACCCACAAUGUUUUAAUGUGUUUUGUAUCAUCAAUCAGAAAAGCAAAAAUCAUAUAUAUGUGUGUGUGUGUUGAAACUGCUGUCUUGUUGUAGGCUCUUUGUUGUUUUUUUAUUCAUCUGCAUAGUAACUUCUCCCCUGUAUAUGACUUCACCUAAACUGCCUCUAUAGUUAUAUUUUUUAGCACCUGUUCUUGCAUGAAGGGCUGUGAUUGGUGUGCUGUUUCAGAAACUGGUGAACACAUGUAACUUUGGUGGAUCAGCUGCUGCCAGAUCUGGAGUGAGCUGCAUUAUUUGCAUCAAUGUACUUAUAGUUUCCAGUGCAUUUUUCUGACUGGAUUCCCAACAGUUUUUAACUGUUCUUCUCUCAUUGACUCUGUGUUAGGUCACUCGGUUCAGCCGGCAUUUGACUCAGGUCUGCAGUGGGUCUGAAAUCCCACAAGUGCACAGCAGUGUUUGAAACAGCACUGAACCUGCUUGAUUCGGCACCUUGUAGAAAUUAAUGGGAUUCGCAGUGGCACUGCGUUAAUUGUGCCAAUGCCCGUAAUCUUGAAGUCAUUAACUAUUAAUGUCUCAGAGUCAGUGUGUAAACACAGCUUGAUCUACAGGGUUCCCCAGUAAUGGUCCAAAGUGUUAUAACAGUUGUUACAUGCAGGUCUACAUGUGUAAAAUGUUUAUAUGGACUCAUUUUCAGACAUUUAGAGACGUACAAACACACAUAUUUUGGAGCAUAAUGGGGAAAAUACAACUCCACAAAGACAGUAAAUGUUAACUUUCUAUAUUCUUUUUAUAACUUGUCAAAGGCAGAUUGCCAAGAAAAUAGCGAAGAAAAAACCCCCACAUUUCAUCACCAGUUUUCUAAAAGAAGUUUCUAUCCAUUUGCUGAAUGUUACUUAGAAACUCAUGAGAGUGUGGAGGGUCUCGCUGCACCCGACGCUAACUCCUUAAACACUCAAAACAUUUACAGGGGUGCUAAAUCAAGCGUAGUUGGAAUGAGAUUGCCAAUUACCUUGAAGGCAUGGCGAGCAGUGGAGUAAGAAUUAAAACAAAUCCCAUUGAAACACUGGGCGGCCCUCGCUGGGAGACCUCUGAGUGAGAUUGCAGGGAUUGGCUGCUAUAUUUUAUAUGCUUUAUUUUCUUAUGUUGACAUUUUUAUCCCAUUAUAAAUACAUUUCUAAAAACAAACUCCAUUCUGUGGGGUUCUGGGUUUGUCUUUUCUUUUCCUCUAAAUUAUUUGACCUUCCAGUCUGUUUCGAUCUGCCAUGCUAAAAAGCCUCUGAGUGCACUUUGUUUCCCAGUUCUAAUAUUCAGCCAGGAGAAUAUUCUGUUUUUGUUUUGAAAUGCAGGGAAGCAGUAUGAGGAUGUAUGGGGUUUCUAGCUGAGUAAACAUGAUGAUUUGCUGAGUGAACCAGAGGGAACCGAUGCAUCUACCUCUUUUCUCUCCAGCAACUGAAUUAUUGUCUGCACUCUUGUGAAUCCGUUAAACAGCUGAGAACUUGCGUGGGUGUGAAGACUUAACGGGGGGCUAAUGAGUUUAACAACUCACUCGUGCUAUAUUUGCUUCCACUCAGCCGCAGUCCAUCUAUCACUGUGAUUUUCAGUGGAUAUUUCUGCCUCCUCAGGAUAGUGAUUGAGUGCCACACAACAAAUAGCAUCUGAUUUAUGGUUUAAUUCAGACUCCCUCUCUUUCCUCUGAGUGCUUGUCUCGCCAUCUUUCCAUGACAAGUUUAGUCACCAGCCUGCAUGUCACAGUGCAUCUUCCCUGCACUCACAUAACUCAUUACAAGAGUGACAAACACACCUCAACACUCACUACCACCUGUAUGUCACUGAUGUGUCAAGUUCAUUUAACUGUGCUCGUGCUUCUGCUGCUCCAGGUCCAUAAAUUCAUCCCAUCUCUACCUCCAGUGACGAGCUUAACUGCUGCUGGAUUUAUGGAGGCCAUGAUGAGCACCGAGUGCCUGCAGAGGUGUGUGAAAAUCUGCUUUACUCCUCUAGUUUACCCAAUGUAGCACAUAGCAAUACCAAUUUCCCAAAAGCUGAUUGUUAUGCUGCCAAGAUUUUGACCUUUAAUAUGUUGAGUCUGAUGCAUUUUGCUAACAGCUCACAUCCAAAACAUUUAAAGAGAAACUUUUUCAAUCAGCCCACUCAAUGUAAACAAAUGUUUUUUGCAUUUCCCUCACAUAGCAUUCUUAUUUAUUGAGCCUCACACGCUCUGUUCUAGGAGGCCUAAAGAUGUUUAUCGUAUAUAUUUCCAAUAUUUCCCUGCUUCAGAUCUGUAUUUGUUAUGAUUUAAUUGCUUUCUAACAGCAGUUUUCAGAUGUAUUCAUCCCAUUUCUACUGCUUAGAUUGCAUCUCUUUGUCAAGCACUUCCUUUCUGUUCUCUGACAAUAGAUUUCCCAAGGUUAGCAGCCUGCAUGUAUACAUCCAACCCCUAACAGCUGCUAAUGAGCAGCAGAUCUAAGGAUACCAAUGUAGAGACAUAGCAGUCAGUCAGUGGAACCGACCUAAUUCACAGUGACACAGGUGCACAUUUUUAAGCGAGAGCUUUCCCAUUGAUUUGCUGGCAACUAAUUGCUAAAGGCUUGUUGUGGUGGUGGUGGUGGUUUUCUCAGAGAAAAGGUAUUCAGAGUGAAAGAAUUUUGUUCAAGGUGAAGCGCUGUCGAGGCUGUUAUACAGCCUUUUGUUCUUGACAGUUGUUGUUGAACUUAUUGACCAAAACAUCUUAGCAUUGUUUGUCUUUCAGAGAAAUAAAAUGGAGCUUCAUUUA